AUGGGUACCGUGCACGCGCGGUCUCUGGAGCCGCUCCCCAUGCAGGGCCCUGACCUGGGGGUGCAGCCGGACGACAUUGAGGCCCCAAGAGCUGAGCCCGAAGCCACACAGGAAGUGCUGGAGAACAGAGACGUCGUGGUCCAGCGGGUCCAUGUGGAUGGUUUGGGUCGGACCAAAGAGGACUUCCUGACGUAUGAGAUCAAAGAGGUUUUCAGAGCAAAGAGCCUGAUUGACGUCAUGAAGAGGUCGCACGAAGCCCGCCAGAAGCUUCUGCGUCUUGGCAUCUUCAGGAAAGUCAACGUGGUCAUCGACACGUCCAGAGGAGAGGGCGCUCUUCCUAACGGUCUGGAGGUGACCUUCCACGUGACAGAGCUGAGGAGAGUCACGGGCAGCUACCACACGACCGUGGGCAACAAUGAGGGCAACAUGGUUCUGGGGGUGAAGCUGCCGAACCUCUGCGGUCGAGCGGAGCGACUGUGUUUGCAGUUUUCAUUCGGCUCCAGAGAAACAUCAUACGGAAUAUCACUCUUCAAACCCCAACCAGGGAACAUCCAACGCAGUCUCUCGCUGAACGCCUACAAAGUCAGUGGACAGUUUCCCUGGAGUUCUCUGAGGGAAACAGACCGAGGAGCUUCUGCAGAACUCACUUUCCCUGUGUGGAAGACGUCCCAGAGCUUGAAGUUUGAGUCCGUUUGGAGAGAAGUGUCGUGUUUGUCUAAAACUGCAGCAUUUGCCGUGAGACAAGAAUCAGGACACUCUCUGAAGUCUGCACUGUCUCACUCUAUGGUCCUCGACUCUCGUAGUUCCACCAUUUUACCAAAAUCUGGAGCUCUGCUGCGUGUCCAGCAGGAACUUGCUGGAUUCUCUGCUGGAGAUGUUAGUUUCCUCAAAGAAAAUGUGGAACUGGAGCUGAACAAGAGUCUGAUCUGGGACACUGUUUUGUCUCUGUCUCUGUGGGGGGGACUCCUGCUGCCUAUUGGCGACACCACCACCAGCAUCUGUGACAGGUUCUAUCUGGGAGGUCCGACCAGUGUGAGGGGCUUCAGCCGGAACAGCAUGGGCCCCCAGAGCGGAGGUGAUUACCUAGGGGGGGAGGCCUUUUGGGCUGGGGGCCUCCAUCUCUUCUCUCCGCUUCCAUUUGCUCACAGAAAAAGAGGAUUCAUGGAUCUGUUCCGGACGCACUUCUUUCUCAACGCCGGAAACCUGUGUAACUUAAACUACGGAGAGGGCCCCACGGCUCACUUGCAGCGCCUGGCAGAGUGUGUCCGCUGGUCAUAUGGUCUGGGGCUGGUCCUUCGCUUGGGCAACAUCGCACGACUGGAGCUGAAUUACUGCGUCCCCAUGGGAGUGCAGAGCGGAGACCGGAUCUGUGACGGUGUACAGUUCGGUGCCGGUAUCCGCUUCCUAUGA
Knipowitschia caucasica is the source of this 1410-nucleotide messenger RNA. NCBI's taxonomy places the organism in Eukaryota, Metazoa, Chordata, Actinopteri, Gobiiformes, Gobiidae. The record is from the annotation of a GenBank genome assembly.